Kluyveromyces marxianus DMKU3-1042 is the source of this 669-nucleotide messenger RNA. It is a transcript of the gene YRA1, whose product is annotated as RNA-binding protein YRA1. Lineage: Eukaryota; Fungi; Ascomycota; Saccharomycetes; Saccharomycetales; Saccharomycetaceae. The record is from RefSeq and is a predicted model, not a curated record. The transcript has 2 exons. Gene Ontology annotation, biological process: mRNA export from nucleus. Gene Ontology annotation, cellular component: nucleus. Bases 1 to 669 code for a protein of 222 amino acids. Gene Ontology annotation, molecular function: mRNA binding.
AUGUCCGCUUUAGAUCAAUCUUUGGAUGAAAUUAUUGGUUCUGCUAAGCAGGCCAGAAGAAACAACAAGACCGGCCCAAAGAAGGUUUCUAAGAAUAUCAACAGAAACCGUCCUAGACCAGGAACUGGUCCAGCCAAGGGUCCAAAGAAGGGUCCUACCGCUGCUGCCCUAGUGCCAGCAUUGCUAAGAGCCCCUCUAUCUACCAGAGUUAAUGUCGAAGGUUUGCCAAGAGACAUUAACCAAGAUGCUGUCAAAGAAUUUUUCAAUCACCAAGUCGGUGGUGUCCAAAAGGCUUUGUUGAGUUAUAACGAAAGAGGUAAUUCCACUGGUAUGGCUACUAUCACUUUCAAGAACGUUGAACAAGCCAACCUAGCUGUCAAGAAAUUUAACAAUGCUCCAAUCGAUGGUGGUAAAUCAAAGCUAAGAUUAACUCUAAUUGUUGAUCCAAGCCAAAAGACUCUAUUGGACAGAAUUCGUCCAGUCCAAAAUGUUGCGGCCAAGAACGCUGCUAAGAAGCAGGUACCAGCAAAGGCUCAACCAAAGAAGAAGACAGCAGGUCCAAACAAGAAGGCCAUUGCAGCCAAGCAAAAGAAGAGAGCAAAGCCAGAAAAGAAGUCUUUGGAAGACUUGGACAAGGAAAUGGCCGACUACUUUGAAGAAUCUAAGUAA